Cololabis saira (Pacific saury) is the source of this 2746-nucleotide messenger RNA. RefSeq names its product kelch-like family member 32 (gene klhl32). The transcript is spliced from 9 exons. The record is from RefSeq and is a predicted model, not a curated record. Lineage: Eukaryota; Metazoa; Chordata; Actinopteri; Beloniformes; Belonidae. Gene Ontology annotation, molecular function: protein binding. The coding region runs from base 7 to 1836 and encodes 609 amino acids.
AAGGAGAUGCUGACAGGACAGAGGCUCUGCCACUCAAAGUCCCACCAGGACUCGGUUCUCUCUGCCCUCAACCAGCAGAGGAAGGAUGGCCUGCUGUGCGACGUCACGCUCGUCGCCGGGGAGCAGAAGUUUCAUGCCCACAAAGCCGUCCUGGCAGCGUGCAGCGAUUACUUCAGGGCCAUGUUCAGCCUGUGCAUGUUGGAGAGUGAAGCUGAUGAAGUGACUCUGCAGGGAGUGACCAGCGUUGGACUCAAGCAUGCUUUAGACUUCGCCUACACUGGACAGAUCCUGCUGGAGCCGGCUGUGAUCCAGGACGUCCUGUCUGCAGGCAGCCACCUGCAGCUGCUGGAGCUGCUCAGCCUCUGCUCGCACUACCUCGUCCAGGAACUGAGCAGCGUGAACUACCUGGAGCUGUACCGCGUGGCCGACCUGUUCCACCUGCCGGCCCUGGAGCAGGCCGUGGUGGAGUUCCUGGUGGAGCAUCUGUCCGAGCUGAGCCAGAGCCGGCAGGACGAGGCCCUGCAGCUGCCGUACCGCCUCCUCCGAGAGGUGCUGAAGAGCGACCGCCUCACCUCCCUCAGCGAGGAGGAGAUAUGGAAACUGCUGGUUCUGUGGCUGGAGCACGACUGUCGGUACCAGUACACGGAGGACCUGCUCCAGCACGUCCGCUACGGCCUGAUGGACGUCCCCACGCUGCACCACCUGGCCCGCAGCCACCCCCUGGUUCAGUCCAGCCCCACGGCCGCCGCCCUGGUGGACGAGGCCCUGGACUACCACCACGUCACCUUCGUGCAGCCGCUGCGCCAGUCGGCCCGCACCCGGCCCCGCUUCAAGUCCCUCACCCUCUACAUCGUCGGGGGCCGGAAACGCGAGGUGAGCAGGGUCAGGGAGCUGCGCUACUUCAACCCGUCCACGCAGGAGCACGUGCGCGUGGCGGGGGGGUCCAACUGGAGCAGCCUGGCGCCCAUGCCCACGGGCCGCAGCCACCACUGCGUGGCCGUGAUGGGGAACUUCCUGUUCGUGGUGGGGGGGGAGGUGGAGCACGCCACCGGGAGGACGUGCGCGGUCAGGACUGCCUGCAGGUACGACCCCAGGAGCAACCAGUGGACCGAGAUCGCCCCCAUGAAAGCCUGCAGGGAACACUUUGUGCUGGGAGCUUUGGGUCAGUACCUGUACGCGGUGGGGGGGAGGAACGAGCUGAGGCAGGUGCUGCCCUCCGUGGAGCGCUACUGCCCCAAGAAGAACAAAUGGAUGUUCGUCCAGGCCUUCGACCGCUCGCUGUCCUGCCACGCUGGCUGUGUGGCUGAUGACCUGCUCUGGGUCUCAGGCGGAGUAACAAACACUGCUCAGUACCAAAAUCGGUUGAUGGUGUACGACCCAGAACAGGACCAGUGGCUGGCUCGCAGCCCCAUGCUCCAGAGGAGAGUGUACCACGUCAUGGUGGCGGUGAGGAGGCAGCUCUACGUGCUGGGGGGCAACGACCUGGACUACAACAACGACCGCAUCCUGGUCCGCCACAUCGACUCCUACGACAUGGACCUGGACCAGUGGACCCGCUGCUCCUUCAGCCUCCUCACAGGUCAAAAUGAGUCAGGCGUCGCCGUCCAUGACGACAGGAUCUAUGUAGUUGGAGGAUACUCUAUCUGGACCAAUGAGCCGCUGGCGUGCAUUCAGGUGCUGGAUCUGAGCACGGAAGGCAAGGAGGAGGUUUUCUACGGGCCAACGCUGCCGUUCGCUUCCAACGGGAUAGCGACGUGUUUCCUCCCUGCUCCGUAUUUCACCUGCCCAAACCUGCAGACUCUACAGGUCCCCCACCACAGGAUCGGUGCCGUCUAACCGUCGCACGGACAAAAAGCCAGAGAACACAGAUGCACUUUCAGCAGAACUGCAGACAGUCGGUGCCUGCAAACCCGACUGGCACGGACGCACUUAACAGCAACCGUACUGGAAGCUGACUGCUCUCUCGCAGGGGCGUCCAGGACUUUCUGACCCCCAGAUGCAUUGAAAAGUACUUUUUCUGAUUUAUAAGAGCCAUGUUAUUCUCUAAGCUUCUGUGAGGAAGUUGCAGUGUUAUCAUUACAGUGUAUUUGCUGUAUUGUUUCCCAAAAGACAGAUAUGUCAAUCGUUACUGUACGGUCAGUGGAGACAGUGAAAUUACUCCAGAGGGAAGAAAAACACUGACGCGAUGCUACUCCUGCCAAGGAACGGACCGGUGGAAAAGAAACUAUAGCUGACCUGCUCAACUAACCAGAGAUGCUCAAGCAGCUUUUGCGAUCCAUCGUAGGGCUGUAAAAUUAGUGUUUUUUUUAAAGCUAAAAGCAUUUAAAGCUAAAACAUCUUAAUGUUUUUCAAAUAUCAAAAGACAUCUUUUUCUAAUCAAUAUGCAUGAACAAGGCUAAAGCUCCCAAGUGCAUAAAAUACACUUUUUUAAGUUCAUAUGGAGAACAAUAAAAUCUGCGAAAGAAAAUAAAUAAGUUGACAUCCUACAGAAUGUGUGUGCUGUCGACCCGUGUACGUGAGAUUUUCAUCUUGCUCAGGAUCCAAGACUGUUUAUGCUCAAAUGAAUGUCUGGUCAUUGUCUUUGAGCAUAUAUUUAUUGCAUAUUCUCCAAAGUAUGUAACUGUAUGGUCCAAGAUUGUGCUUCAAAAAGACACUUUGAUCAAAGGAUGGAAAAAAAGACAAACAACUCUGAUGCCUGGACUUCCCUCAUCCGUCCAAAGCAAACUGUAUACCAGAACAUGAGACA